Aspergillus puulaauensis is the source of this 3609-nucleotide messenger RNA. RefSeq lists its product as uncharacterized. Bases 1 to 3609 code for a protein of 1202 amino acids. Lineage: Eukaryota; Fungi; Ascomycota; Eurotiomycetes; Eurotiales; Aspergillaceae. The record is from RefSeq and is a predicted model, not a curated record. The transcript has 3 exons. Gene Ontology annotation, molecular function: catalytic activity; protein binding. Gene Ontology annotation, biological process: nucleoside metabolic process.
AUGAUGAAGCGAAAGAGGGAGCUUCAUAUUGAUCCCCUCACGCCGACGCCGCCAUCAAAAUACUCGAUUAUUUCGAGCACGGCUGAGAGGGGUGAUGAUACGGUGCCACUAACUCCCGAGGACUACACGGUCGGCAUCAUAUGUGCGCUUCCAAUCGAGAUGGCCGCAGUUAGUGCAGUACUAGAUUCCAGGCACCAUAAUCUCCCGGUACGUCCAAGUGACCACAACACCUACACACUGGGGAGAAUUGGGCCUCACAACACGGUGAUUGCCUGCUUGCCCGCGGGUGUCUACGGAACAACGAGUGCCGCAGUAGUGGCGUCUAACCUGUUGAUCUCAUUUCCUUCCAUCAGGUUUGGGCUUCUGGUUGGUAUUGGCGGGGGGGCGCCUAGUAACGCCGAUAUUCGACUGGGGGAUGUCGUGGUCAGCAAACCAACUGCGGGCUCCGGGGGUGUUGUACAGUAUGAUUACGGCAAAGCUGUGUCGUCCGGAUAUCUCCUUCGGACUGGCAUGUUAAACAAACCGCCGCAGAUACUCUUGACGGCGAUUUCCAGACUGCAAUCCGAUCACAUGCUCACUGGCAGUGGUCUAUCUGAAAGACUCUCUGAACUGGCAAAGAAAAGUAGCAUGUUCGCGCACCCCGGCCAAGACAUCGAUCGGCUCUUCCAUGCAAACUACGAGCAUACCGAUGGGCAGAAAGCAUGCGACGAGUGUGAAUCGAGCUUUCUCGUGGCUCGGGCUCGGAGGGCUAACGAUCUACCGGUCAUUCACUACGGGUUGAUUGCGUCGGGCAAUCAAGUAUUAAAGCACGCAGCGACUAGAGAUCGACUCGCCAAAGAACUCAAUAUUCUAUGUUUUGAGAUGGAGGCAGCGGGGAUGAUAGACCAUUUUCCCAGUCUGGUGAUCAGGGGCAUCUGUGAUUAUUCGGAUUCCCAUAAGAACAAGCAAUGGCAGCCAUACGCGGCAGCCGCGGCGGCAGCAUAUGCCAGAGAGCUUCUGUCAAUUGUUCCUGGGAGGCAGAUAGAACAAGCCCCGGCCUUUUCAGCUUCUUUGCCAAAUGCAGAACUAGUCUACCGUGUUUCUCAGUGGUUGACCCCCAUGGAUUUCUCCGCGGUACAUCGCGAUAUCAUCAGCAAGCGGCAAGAAGGGACAGGAGAGUGGCUUCUAAAGUCUGACGAGUACGUGGCCUGGCUCAGCGGGAUGCAGCCAACAUUGUUUUGCCAUGGAAUUCCUGGAGCUGGAAAGACAAUGAUGUCGUCCAUUGUUAUCCAAGACAUCCAGAUGAGAUUUAGCGAUGAUGGUCAGGUUGGCAUAGCGUAUCUGUACUUUAACUUUAAGCGCCAUACCGAGCAGUCGCCGACGGACAUGUUUGCCAUUCUGUUGAAACAGCUAGUAGAGGAAUGGCCGGCAUUACCUGAAGCUUUGGAGACCUUAUACGAGUACCACAUCAGACGAGGGACUCGACCAGUGUUGUAUGAGCUGACUCAAAUGCUACUACAAAUUAUCGGCCGAUUCCGCAGGGUCUUCUGGAUUAUUGAUGCUCUGGAUGAAUGCGCAGACACUGAUGGGGCUAGAACCACCCUAUUGCGUGAGAUUGGCCGGUUGCAGAAACAGACAACAAUUAGUCUGUUCGUGACUUCGCGUCCUAACCCCGAGAUACAAAGCCAGUUUCAGGGCAGAUUGUCAAUGGAGAUUCGUGCCAGUGACAAGGAUAUCCAGAGAUACCUGGCCGACCAGAUGCCAAGAUUACCGCUUUGCGUCUCGCAGGACCCCGAGCUGCAAGGCAUCAUAAAAGAUGAAAUUGUGAGAGCAGCCGACGGAAUGUUUCUCCUUGCUCAGCUACAUAUGGACUCGCUAUACGACAAGACGACGCGCAAGUCCAUCCGGAGGGCGCUAGAAGAGCUUCCCGAGGGGAUAGAUGAACUUGAUGAUGCCUACGAAAGCGCCAUGCUAAGAAUCACCAGUCAGAAAUAUGGCUUCCAAAAACUGGCUAGACGGGUCCUUCUUUGGAUAACCUGUGCCAAGAGGCCGUUGACCACACAAGAGCUACGCCAUGCUUUGGCGGUCGAGAUCAGCGAACCAGAAAUAGACGACGAAAACUUGACCGAGGUGGCAGACAUGGUCUCGGUUUGUGCCGGGCUGGUCACGAUUGACCAAGAAAGCAACAUAAUCCGCUUGGUGCAUUAUACAACACAAGACUACUUUCAAAGAACCCAGCAGACGUGGUUCCCGUACGCCGAAACCGAGGUGGCAGCAGUAUGUAUCGCAUAUUUGUCGUUUAGUGCUUUUGCGCCUGGGCAUUGUUACACGGACGAGUCAUUCGAAUCUAGAGUAGAAGCAAACAGACUCUUUCUCUACGCAGCAUGCAACUGGGGAUACCAUGCGCGGGAGACAUCAACCGUCUUGGGCGAAAUAGUCCUGGAUUUCUUGGAGAAUGAAACCAGGAUGUCCAGUUCCACGCAGGCUAUGACCGUCUCUUCCAAGAAACCUGGGUAUAGCCAGGACAUUCCACAGCACGUCACCGGUCUGCAUUUAGCAGCUUACUUUGGGCUGACAAAUGCCUUGAUUACCUUGUUGAAAAAUGGCCACUAUCCAGACCGGGAAGAUACAUAUGGUCGAACGCCAUUAUCUUGGGCUGCAGGAAAUGGACAAGAAGCUUCCACAAAACUGCUCUUGGCUUCAAUGAGGGCAGAUCCCGGCUCAAAAGACAAGAACGGCGAAAGUCCGCUAUCCUGGGCAGCAAAAUUGGGACAUGUCUCCACAUUGCAAGCGAUGCUAGACAAAGGAGCCGAUCCUAAUAUUCCGAAUGCGUCAAGCCAGACACCUCUCUCGCUUGCUGCUCAAAAUGGACAUACCAUAGCAGUAAAGUUGUUGCUGAGUAGAGGUGCUGAUGCUAAUUUUAAGGACAGAAUGAGCAUGUCACCACUUGCUUGGGCAGCUUGCCGAGGGCAUUUUACCGUAGCAGAUGUUCUACUCAAGCAAGCAAAUAUCGAGCCAGACUUGAAGCACCACUCUGGUCAGACUCCACUAUCCCUAGCAGCAUCAGAGGGCCACACGGGCGUACUAAAGCAUUUUCUCAUAACCCAUAUGGAAAUCGACCCGAAUUCUCGCGACGACCGGGGCCGUUCGCCCUUGUCAUGGGCCGCGGCAAAGGGCCACGAGGCAGCAGUGACUCUACUACUGCAGGAUUAUCGCGUCGAUCCGGAUAUCCCAGAUAAACAUGGGCAGACACCAUUAUCCCUUGCUGCUGCAAAUGGAAGAGCCACCGUUACCGAAUUGCUUCUGGCCAACAACAAAGUCAAUCCAGUCUCGGUAUCCGAGGAAGGCCAGACGCCGCUUUGUUUCGCUGCUAUGCAUGGCCAUGUCUCUACCGUUAAAGUGCUACUCACAAAAUGUGAGGGUGACAGUAUUGUUCCAGACGUUCAGGAUGACUGUGGGCGAACGUCUUUACUAUGGGCCGCCAAAAAUGGACACGAAAGAGUCGUCGAGGCGCUACUUGAAACGGGCAGGGUCAACAUAUCUUUGAAGGAUAAAGGCGGCCACACGUCCUACGAUUGGGCACGGAAGAACGGACAUCAUGCCAUAGUUCGGCUUCUCGUCCAUCAGUGA